AUGAAUUCACAAUUACCGUGUCCUUUACAAUUUCCAAAAUAAGAUUCAAAACGAUUUGGCUAACCUCAAAAAUCGGAGAUCAAUUUAAAAUUGGAUAAAAUAAAUCAAGAAUAAGAAUAGGAGGACUAAAAGAAGGAAUAGAUUCUAUUGGAAAUAAUAGUUAAAUUUUAAAGAUUGAUUGAUCAAUUUAAUUAGAACAAGAAAUAAAAUAUGUCUGUGGUUUUAUUAGUAGGAGUAACAGGAUCUGGAAAAAGUAUUAUUUUCAACUUCUAAAGCGGAGCAGAUUUCAUAUUUAAUCAGAGUAAUCAAUUGGAAAUAAAGAAUCACUCAAAUAAUUUUAGUAAAAUGGGUGCUGGAAUGAACUCGAUCACAAAAGAACCUAAUUUCUAUCACAAUUAAAAAAAUAAUCAUUUAAUUAUAGAUUUUCCUGGAUUCUAAGACACAAAGGGAGAAUAAGAUCAAUUAUUAUUUGAACUUUUAUUUCAUAAAAUUGUUACUUCAGGCCCAAUGAAAAUUAUAUAUGUAAUAAAAAAUCUUGAAGGCAAUCUUUCAAAUAGAGGAUCAGAUCUUUAAGAAUUUAUUAAUCAACUAAGCAAAAAAGGGAAUUUUAAUAUAGAAAAAUUCAAUUUAUUAUUAAAUUGUUAUAGGGAAGAGUUAUCUGAUGAAAAAUUGAAAAUCAAAAUAUAAGAAGAUUUAAAAUCUGUUAAUUUAUUAUAAUCAAUUGAUAAAAUACUUAUAUUAAGAAAAGCUAAAAAAGAUCAUGAAUUACAACAAAUAUUCAAUGAAUAUUAACGAUAAAUUUUUUGGAAAAAUAUUGAAUAAAUGUAAUCUAUGAAAAUUCAACCUUAGAAACUACCUAAAAGCUAAAUUAUAAGUGAUUACUUAAGAAAUAGAAUAUUAAAAACAAUUGAAAAAUAUUGUGUUGCAUUAUCUUAAUUUUUUGAUAACACCCUUAAAAUUUUAUCUAAAUAAUAAGUAGAGGCAAUAAUGAAAUAAAUGGGAAAAUUAUUAGAUUUAGUCAAUAAAAUAGAUAAGGAAUCAUCUUUUGAAUGGUAUACCAAUUAUAUUUAAACUUGUGAAUAAUUGGCCAAAGUUCUUUCAAUCUAACAUGAUAUAAUAACGCGUAGCAAUAAUUUCAUAAAGAUAUAUAAAUAUUAUUCCUAAUUUUGUAAUCUUAUCUAGGGAUAUGAGGACCUAAAAAUUUUAUAGAUAAUCGCUAAAGAUUAACUAAAGAAUAUGAAUAAUUAUAUAAGCAUGAAUUUAGAACUUUUAAAAACAAAACAAAAUUUUGAUUCUAGAAUUACUUAACUUGAAGAAGAUAAAUAACAGCUUAAAUCUAAAAUGAGUGAAUAGGAUAUAAAGAUUAAAAAUUAUUAAUUUUAAAUUAAUCACCUUGAAGCUUCAAACUCCUAAGUUAAAGAUCUUUAUAUUUAAUUAGAGAAAGAAAAAAAAAUAAAGAGUUCUUUAAAUGAUUAAAUAAUAGAAUUUUAAAAUACAAUCAAUUCUAUGAACGAAAAUUUUUAAGAGACAAUCAAUAAAUUGAGUAAUUAAAUCAGAUUCUUAUAAAAUAGAGAACCUGAAGUCAUAACGAAGUGGAUUUGUUAGAUAUUUUGA
Paramecium sonneborni is the source of this 1614-nucleotide messenger RNA. NCBI's taxonomy places the organism in Eukaryota, Ciliophora, Oligohymenophorea, Peniculida, Parameciidae. The record is from the annotation of a GenBank genome assembly.